Dacryopinax primogenitus is the source of this 716-nucleotide messenger RNA. RefSeq lists its product as uncharacterized. The coding region runs from base 1 to 513 and encodes 170 amino acids. The transcript has 5 exons. Lineage: Eukaryota; Fungi; Basidiomycota; Dacrymycetes; Dacrymycetales; Dacrymycetaceae. The record is from RefSeq and is a predicted model, not a curated record.
AUGCAUAUCAUUCUCCUCCUACUGACCUCAGCCCUUCUGGCAAUCGCUACCCCCUCACCGGCGGCGAUCCACGCCCUUCAGCUACGUCAAGACACCUCUUUCCCACAAUCGAUUCCCUCGGCCUGUACAGCCCAAUGCAGCGUCGUUACCGCCAUUACCGGCUGCGGGACAGACUCGAGUAACACCACUUGCUUGUGUAGCAACACAGUGGGGUCCGAGCUGCUCCAGUGUGUAAACUGCGGUGUUAACCUAGGCGGAGUACUGCCGCAGCAAAUCCAAGCUGCCCAGAGCCAGCUGAACAGCUUCGUCUCUGGCUGUUCCUCAGCCGGAGCACCCAUCAGCACCCUAACGAUCGGCAGCACACCCGCCUCGGGGGGAUCGACCCCAUCGACCCCAUCUGCCAGCCCUUCUGCCAGCCCGACAGGCGCAGCGCUCAAGGGGAAGAGGAUACCGGGGGGGAUGGUAGGCCUGCUUGCUGGUGUCGUACUGAGCGUGUGGAUUGUUGGUCUGUAACCCUCUCGUUCGACGCUGUGUCUGAUGGACUAGAUGGGGUUGGGCGAGGAGUGGAGAGUGGGGAGUGUGCGAGGAUCUUGGUGCAUCGAUGUGUUUUGUAGGCUUUGGUUCAUACCCUCGCUUGUGUCCGUUUUAGUAGUAGUAGGCUUAGAUCAGCUCAGCUUUAACUUCGGCUUUCAUUGUAGGUUAUAAUUGCAUCGUAC